Danio rerio (zebrafish) is the source of this 1134-nucleotide messenger RNA. Lineage: Eukaryota; Metazoa; Chordata; Actinopteri; Cypriniformes; Danionidae. The record is from RefSeq and is a predicted model, not a curated record.
GCGCCUCCUCCUCGGCCUCCUCGUGCGCGUGACGCUCCAUUACUGCCACGUAAUCUCGGUCGAGCCCCCGCUCACUCACUGAAAACCUCCGGGAACCGUGACAACGACUGCGGAAAACAUUCAAACCGUACAGUACGGAACCCCUCCGGGCGGUGCGCGCGGGUGUAGCGGAACACAGACACUGCAGCGGUAAGCGAAAAGAGGGCUUCUUCUGGGUUUUUCUUUGGGAUUGCCGGUGACCCGUUGUGUGGACGCACACUAAGCCAUGCGGCAGCUGAAGGGCAAACCGAAAAAAGAGUCAUGGAAAGACAAAAAGGAGCGUAAACAGGCCAUGCAUGAGGCGCGAGAGCAGGUGACGACUGUCGUUUUACCGACGCUCGUCGUCCUUGUGCUGCUCAUCGUUCUCUUCGUUUAUGUGGCCACCAGACCCGGAGCCAUCGAGUAAAAAGACUCAAAAACAGCCAAAUGUCCCCUGUCCGUGUCUCUAUCCUUCCCCCUCAUUCUUUCCCAGUGUUACGUUCGGUGUGGAUUGAACACAAUCAUAAGGAUGAAUGGAUUGACUAUCUGUGCCACGAUUGGAGUUUGUCGAAGGAGUCUUCCAUUUUGGUUUCCAAUAGAGCUGCUCUUUCAGCCACCAGCAUUGGUGUCUGUGGCAGCCAUGUUGGCUCCAAAUGCAUUUACAGGGUUCCAGUUAUAUGCCAAAGCACCUGAGACGCAGUCGGACUGAUCCAGGAACAGAUCUGAAGCUUCUGCGCUCAAAGUCUGUACAAGUGAGAAGUGACUAGUAGUAUUGCACAUGUCUGUAGCAUGCACGCUUAUGCACACACAAACAUUGACGGGCGACACAUGAAACUGAUUCUGACAGAAAUGAAUGUUAUCCAGAAUGUACACUUCUGAAUGCUCAUUACCGAAUGCCUCUUAACAAGCGGUCGCUGAUGUUUUUUGGUUUAACCGUGCGAGCGAAUGCACCAUGGAGUGCAUGUUUCUAUGACACAUCUGUGAUAUACAAUCCCAACGGCAAACAUGCUCUUGUUUUAAAAUGUGUUCCAGCAGGACUUGGAUCUAAAAAUGUGCCUUAAAACCUUUAUUGAUUUAACAUGCAGUUAAAGUAUUAAUAAAGAAAUAGAAAGCCAU